GUCAGGUCCAGUCGGGGUUACACAGUGCUAAGAGGAGGCGGAAGCCCACGGAACACCGAAGUCUUGAAACAGCUGCCCACCAGCAGAAGCAAAAGGAAGCCGAGCAGGGAAGCAGGUAGCAGACCGCCUGAUUUCCCGAAAGCAAAGCAGAGCUUUUCGAGAGUCUCCGUUCCACCCCUCUUCCGCCAUGGCAGCAGCAGAUGUAGCCCUGUCGCUAGUGAAGCUCCUGGGGGCGCUAAUAGCCUCGCUUUACUACAUAUUGGAGGCCCUGGUAGUGGGCAUAAUACCCCGGGCGUUCCUGCGAAAGAGCGUGGAGGGUGACGUGGCCCUGGUGACCGGCGGCGGGUCGGGCAUCGGGCGCCUCUUGUGUCUCAAACUGGCCGCGCGCGGAGCCAAGGUCAUCACCUGGGACGUCAACGCCGCCGGUGAGUACCCUCGCGCUUCUUUACGCUAGGCCGCUGGUGUUAUCCGACCUGCCUUCUCCAGUACCCUCGCGCUUCUUUAGGC
This is a messenger RNA of Penaeus monodon (black tiger shrimp), 507 nucleotides long. Its product is annotated as short-chain dehydrogenase/reductase family 16C member 6-like. The transcript has 2 exons. The record is from RefSeq and is a predicted model, not a curated record. Bases 188 to 454 code for a protein of 88 amino acids. Lineage: Eukaryota; Metazoa; Arthropoda; Malacostraca; Decapoda; Penaeidae. Gene Ontology annotation, cellular component: lipid droplet. Gene Ontology annotation, molecular function: oxidoreductase activity, acting on the CH-OH group of donors, NAD or NADP as acceptor.